GGGACACUCCUGAACUCAAGGAACUAUGACCUCAGAGCAGCACACACACUUGCCCCAUGCACGCAAAAUUUGCCAUGCUUCCCCAGCUGCAGAACACGAUUCAUCAGGUGGCACCGCCACUGCAUGGCUGAGAGUCAGUCUAUUGCUCCACGCGGCCCAGUACAGGACUGGGGUCAGGCCCCAGAGAGCUGGCCAGCAGGGAUGGCUGAGAAGUCUCUCAGGAGCACAGAUUGCUUUUUACUCCUGGAUGAAGUGUUUUGAAGGCAGGAAAGUCAGCCCCUGCAUUUCUUCUUUCAAUGUCAUCAAGAAGGGGCUUGUGGGCUCCAUGAAGGCCUUGCAGAAGCAGUACGUGUCCUGGGACGCGGUGGUGACAAGUGAGGAAACUGAUGCCAACACCGUGUACAGUGCCCUGGAGGCCAUAUUCAUCCAUUGUCUGCACACCAAGCACAUCCUCGCCAAGGAGGGAGACAAAAGGAAGAAGCGUGCCCAACGGAAGCACUCGCCGCAGCCUGCCUUUUGGACCCUCCUGAAAGCUGUCACCGACAAAAUUCUCGGUCAUAAUCCUCUAACAACUAUUGAAGAUUCAUAUCUUUUUCAAUUGCCAGCAUUAAAAUAUCUAGACAUGGGAGCAACACAAGUGUAACUUGGACCAGUCCAAAACAGCCUCAUGAUGACUCUUGAAUUGGAAAAACUAUGAGGAAGUGUCCAAUAGCAACACCGAAGGGGACUUCAUGAAGGUUUUACAGGCCCA
Molecule: messenger RNA, 751 nt
Organism: Sorex araneus (European shrew)
Lineage: Eukaryota; Metazoa; Chordata; Mammalia; Eulipotyphla; Soricidae
Exons: 6
Coding region: 26-643 (205 amino acids)
Source: RefSeq, a predicted model, not a curated record